Myxocyprinus asiaticus (Chinese sucker) is the source of this 2182-nucleotide messenger RNA. Its product is annotated as sterol O-acyltransferase 2-like. NCBI's taxonomy places the organism in Eukaryota, Metazoa, Chordata, Actinopteri, Cypriniformes, Catostomidae. Gene Ontology annotation, biological process: cholesterol metabolic process; cholesterol efflux. The record is from RefSeq and is a predicted model, not a curated record. Gene Ontology annotation, molecular function: cholesterol binding; fatty-acyl-CoA binding; cholesterol O-acyltransferase activity. Gene Ontology annotation, cellular component: endoplasmic reticulum membrane.
CAAUAUAUCUAUAACAUUAAUAAAUGACCAGAAAAGUGAAAUUCAAAGAAGAUUUUUUGCUGAGCGUACCAUAUUCUGUCUGUUAAACCGUGAGCAUCUGAAUCUAUUAUUCUCUGGCUUCAGAAACAUCAUGGCAACAUAUGACACAAGCAACAGUGUGGUGCAUCGCACAAGUGCACGAACAUCCGGUGACAAUCAGCCUCCAUCAGAGAAUGGCCAUGAUAAUUUCACUAAUAUGAGGGACAUGACACAGAGAAGAGAAGACAUGAAGAGAAUCAAAGCUGAGGUGAUCAGACAUGUUAAAAACCAUCUGAACGAGGUGCUGGAUCGAAGCUUAUCAGACUCAUUACAGUCUUUCUCCCAAAACACCCAAACUCACACUGAUGAGAAAAGACACUGCAGCAACAGACACAAACUGGAGCAGGGGAAGGUGUUUGUGGCCAGAUGGUCCCUACUUGAUGAGCUGUUUGAGAUCAGUCACAUCCGGACGAUCUAUCACAUGUUCAUUGCGGCUCUCUUCCUGUUCGUCAUGAGCACUUUAGCAGUGGACUACGUCGACCAGGGCAGGCUGGUUCUGGACUUUGAUUUGUUUGUUUACGCAUUCGGUCAGUUGAGUACGGUCAUAUGGGCAUGGCUCCUGAUGUUCAUUUACACGCUGCUCGGGCCGUACCAUGUUGUGAGUGUUUGGGGUGGACUGUACCACAGCGUGCGCUGGAGGGCAUCUGUAUCAGUGGUGUCUGCACUAAUGCUGUGUGCCGCACAGCUGAGCAUGCUGGGAAUAUUUCCAGUGUAUGUAGUUCUGCACUUCCAGCUACCCCCUGCAUCACGAUUCAUCAUCAUAUUAGAACAGAUCAGAUUUGUGAUGAAGAGCUACUCAUUUAUCCGUGAAACGAUUCCCGCCGUUCUCAAUAACACACCACUGAAUGGUGAACAGCUGCAUUAUCCGUCUCUCUCCAGCUAUCUGUACUUCCUGUUUUGCCCAACACUGAUCUAUCGUGAGGUGUAUCCGCGAAACCCAAAUGUCAGAUGGAACUACGUUGGCAUGAACUUUCUAAAGAUCUUGGGAAGUUUGUUCUAUCUGUAUUUCAUCCUGGUGCGAUUGUGCAUCCCUGUGUUUAUGAACAAGAGCAACCAGCCAUUCAGCACACGCACACUCAUACUGGCACUCUUCCAUGCCGCUUUUCCAGGAAUGCUGAUGUUACUGUUGGGCUUUUAUGCAUUUCUUCACUGUUGGCUCAAUGCUUUCGCUGAGAUGCUGCGGUUUGCUGAUCGAAUGUUUUAUAAAGAUUGGUGGAACUCGACCUCUUUCGCUAAUUACUACCGCACGUGGAACAUCGUUGUGCACGACUGGCUUUAUUUCUACGGCUACCGAGACUUCCUGAGGCUGUCGAGUCAGAAGUUUCGUUCAGUGGCCACACUGUCUGUUUUUGCCGUUUCCGCAUUAGUUCAUGAAUACGCCUUCACUUUGGGCUUUGGAUUCUUCUACCCAGUGAUGUUCUGCACAUUCGCCGGUAUCGGUGUGGUGUUCAACUUUGCCAUGAACGACAAACGGAAGAGUCCGGUGUGGAACAUCAUCAUGUGGACAUGUUUGUUCAUCGGUCAGGGCGUUCAUGUUGGUCUGUACUGUCUGGAGUGGUACGCACAGAUCCACUGCCCGCGUACCGGGACAAGCUUCCGAGAGCUGGUGACACCGAGAUCCUGGACAUGUAAUUACCAGUGAUGACACAUCACUGACCAGCUGAACCAAACACUCAUAAAUGAGGGAAAACCAUAAUGGUCUCGCCGAGAGAGCUGCUGAACUUCAUUAGUAUUUCCUGUUAAAUGCAUGUGUGUUUUGAGAGGGAUACUGAUGAUAAACGUACAGAGCUAUUUGUUACAUGAUACAUAACAACACUGGACGAACUGUGACCGAGAAAUGAUCUUGGUGAAUCACACAGAUGCUACAAACAUGCUGGAAAGUUUACUGUGCAUUAUGUUAUAUUAAGUACUUUUUCACAUGAUUAAAAUCUAGCAUAUCAGCCCCCUUAGAAAUGUAGACUACUAGUUGAAGUGAAUGCUGAUUUUAGAAUUGUGUAUAUACAUUUCUACGACUGUAAUGAUGCACUAUUAAAAGUUAAAAAUGUUUUUUUAAACAUUAAAAUGAAUUGAGGUGUUUUUAGGCUUACGGAAAACACCGUAGAAC